Messenger RNA from Chlamydomonas reinhardtii, 4029 nucleotides. RefSeq lists its product as uncharacterized. The transcript is spliced from 23 exons. The coding region runs from base 92 to 3397 and encodes 1101 amino acids. The record is from RefSeq and is a predicted model, not a curated record. NCBI's taxonomy places the organism in Eukaryota, Viridiplantae, Chlorophyta, Chlorophyceae, Chlamydomonadales, Chlamydomonadaceae. Gene Ontology annotation, molecular function: protein binding.
AUAAUCCUUUUGAGACUAGUUUUGGCGGUCCAUGAGCUUCCUGGCUCGUUUGGACCAAUCUACGAGCAUGAACUUGUAACAUCAAUCAAUCAUGCCCAUAAAACAUGCUUAUGCCUUCAUAAGACAUAGCAGCUGUGCAUCCCAGCACUUAAAGAUGGGUUGCGGAGCCUCAACGGAGAGCGGCCGCCAGGACGCGCCGGCCAGCCGGCCGCAGCCCAAGGAGGUCGGCGCCAGUGCACCCGCCGCCGCCCCCCCGGCCGCCCCCACACAGGCCGCCGCCGCCGUGCCUGACGCGGCCGCGCAGGCCGCCGCUGAGGCCGCUGCGAAGGCGGAGGAGGAGAAGAAGCGGAAGCAGGCUGAGGAGGAGGCCGCCGCUAACAAGAAAGCCGAGGAGGAGGCGGAGGCAGCUAAGAAGAAGGCGGAGGAGGAGGCGGCAGCCGCUGCGGCCGCAGCGGCCAAGGAGUCGGAGGAGGAGGCCGCUGCAGCUAAGAUGCGCGGGGAGGAGGAGGACGCGGAGGCGGCUAAGCGCCGGGAGGAGGAGGAGGCGGCUGCGGCGGAGCAGCGCAAGAAGGAGGAGGAGGAGGCAGCGGAGCGGAAGCGGCAGGAGGAGGAGGCGGCGGAGGCGCGGCGCGCGGAGGAGGCGGCGGCCGCGGAGGAGGCCCGCGUUGCCGCGGAGCGCAAGAAGGCAGAGGAGGAGGCGUAUGCGGCUGAGCUGAAGCGUCAGCAGGAGGAGGAGGAGGCGCGCAAGAGGGCGGAGGAGGAGGAGCUGGCAGCGGAGCUGCGGCGGCAGGAGGAGGAGGCGGCGGAGGCGCGGCGGCGGGAGGAGGCGGCGGCGGCGGCUGAGCGCAAGCGGCUGGCGGCGGAGGCGGCGGCCAAGAAGCGGGUGGAGGACGAAGCAGUGGAGAAGGCGUGGAAGGCCGAGGACAUGGCUAUCCGGCUGGUGCGUGAGGCGCGCGCCCUGGACGCUCUGGCGCCCGCGGUGCGGCAGGCGCACGCGGGGCUGCCGGCCGGCUUGGCUGCGGCGCCGCUGCGGCUGCUCAAGCUGGAGGCUGUGAUGAACUGGCCCUACCUCAAGGUAUACGAGGAGGUGGACGGCGACUCGGACUACCCCGAGUGCCUGGACCUGCCCUACAGCAAGGCCACCUGCGAGGUGUGGGGCCGCACGCUGGCGGUGUCGUGGCGAUGGGCGGCACCCAAGCCCGCCGAGCAGCAGACCGCAUUCAGCCCCAUGGCGGCGCCGCAGUUCGCGGAGCUGCUGGCGCUGCUGGGCAAGGCCAAGUCGCAGGGCAUGGAGUUCGUGUGGAUAGACUGGAGCUGUGUGCCGCAGUACGACAACACCACCAUCAGCGAGGUCCUGCGCUCCAAGCUCUACUUUGCGCGCGCCAAGGCCAUGGUGGCAAUCCCCACCUUCACGCCCAUCGACGGCGCAGCCGGCGGGGCGCGCGCCAGCGCCAGCGGCGCCGCCGGCGCAGCCGGCGCAGCCGCCCCCGGCGGCGCCGCCCUCCCGCGCGAGCUACUGGCCUCCGCCAAGGCGGUGCUGGCCGCCCGCGCGGCUAAGGGCUCGGUGCGCGGCGGCAUUGCGGCGCCGGUGCUGGGCGCCAUCCUGGGCGGCGGCCGAGUGGCGGGUCGCGGCUACCUGGGCCGUGUGUGGACCCUGACGGAGCGCAUGGCCCGUCACGGCCGGGGCGAGCAGCUGUGCAACUGGGUGUCGCUGGAGACAUGGCUGGGCAUGGUGGUGGACUCGGUGCUUCAUGCCGCCGAGGACGCCGCCGCCUCUCAGCUGUACCGGGGGCUGCUGGGCGAGGCGGGCUGCGAGGCGCUGACGGCGGGAGUGCUGGAGCCGCUGGCGGCGGCCCUCAGGGGCGAGGCCAACAGGCCGCCCGCGGGCGCUGAGGAGCGGCUGGCGGACGCGUUUGAGGAGGCUGUGGGUGCCUGGCACUCCACGCCCGUGCCGCAGCUGCUGGCGCCAACGCCCUCCCCGGAGUGGCUGCUGGCCUACCUGGAGGAGCCGGCGGCGGCGGUGCACGGCGCCUGGAGCCCGCCCGACCGCGUGUGGGCCGUGUACAGCUGGUUCGGCUGGAAGGACUCGCUGGACUAUGAGAGCGAGGACGACCUCAUGGCGGCCCUGCAGGCACUGGCGGCGGCCGCGGGCGGCGGGCGGCGUCACGUGAUGCGCACCGCCGCCAAGCUGGGCGCGGGGCUGGCCAAGAUGGUGGGCGGCGGCGAGCUGGAUGCGCGACUGCUGGCGGCGGCGGAGGCGGGGCUGCCGGCGGGGGUGGCGGACGCACUCAAGGCGGGAGCGUACCCGGACGUGACCGGCAAGGACGGCGCCACGCCGCUGUACACGUGCGCCAAGGCCGGCAGCGCGGACGCCGUGGCCGCGCUGCUGGCGGCGGGCGCCGACCCGGACGCGGCGGCGGCGGGCGGCGCCACGCCGCUGUACGAGGCGGCCAGCCGGGGGCACACCGCGGUGGUGCAGGCGCUGCUGAGGGCGGGGGCGGACCGGGAGCCCGUCAAGCAGGGCGGCAUCACACCGCUGCACGCGGCGUGUGAGAAGGGCCACAAGGCGGCCGCGGCGGCGCUGCUGGCGGCGGCAGCCAACGUCAACGCCGAGACUGAGGCCGGCGCCACUCCGCUGUACGCGGCUGUGUCGGGCAGGCAGACGGAGCUGGUGCGCUGGCUGCUCAGCAGCGAGGCGGCGCUGGCGGCGGGGGCCAGCGUGGACCGGGAGAAGGGGGCCAAGGGCUGGACGCCGCUGCACCUGGCCAUCACGCAGGGCCUGAUGGACAUCGCGCAGCUGCUGCUGGCGGCCGGCGCAAACAAGGAGGCCCGUAUGCCCGGCUCCGGCUCCACCCCCUUGGGCAUGGCGGCGCGGGCCGGCCAGGCGGCGGCGGCUCGGGCGCUGCUGGCGGCGGGCGCGGACAAGGAGGCUGCUGACGCGGACAGGCUGACGCCGCUGGCGCUGGCGGCGCGGGCGGGUCACGUGGAGGUGGUGGCGGCGCUGCUGGAGGCGGGGGCGAACAAGGAGGCCAAGGGCAAGGACGAGGCCACGCCGCUGUUCCUGGCUGCGGCGGGCGACCACGCGGCGGUGGUGAAGCAGCUGGUCGCGGCGGGUGCCAACAAGGACGCCAAAAACAAGGACUACCAGACCCCGGUGUGGGCCGCCGCGUCCGCGGGCUACGGCGAUGUGAUUGCGGUGCUGGUGGAGGCGGGGGCGGACAUCCACGCCUGCGACACGCACGGCUGGACCCCGCUGCACGUGGCCGCCAGCGAGGGGCGCAAGGGCAUCGCGCAGACGCUGAUCGCGGCCGGAGCCAAGAAGAACGCACCCGACCACGAGUCCAAGGUGCCGCGCGACCUGGCGCAGGCCGCCGACCUCAAGGCACUGCUCAUGUGAGGCGGCCCCCCAUACGUGUGUGUGUGUGGGAGGGGGGGGAGGGGGCGCGCGUGGGAGUAAGGCGCGAGCGAGUUGGGGUGUACGAGGUGUGUGGGUAGACGGCCGGCGCAGCCUGUAUGGGAGCGGCGGCUUUGCAUCACCGAACAGGUGAUCUGGCGGGCUGAUGUCGGGGGUACAUAUGAAUGGGUGGGUGGUCAGCGGGUGGUGCGUAUGGGACAGCACGCCACAGUCUUCGCCGCAGGGAAGCUACCGUACGAUGUAUGUUUGGAGGAAAGGGCAUGGGGUAAAGCAGUCUUGCGUGUGCGUGGUCUGCUGAGGUGGUGAGGGUGCGGUAGAAUAUCCAUGAGUGGUCGAUGACUCGAUGUGACGCGAAUGCCAGGCGUGCGAUGACCCUGAUGGUAGCGACGGCCCUGCGACAUGGGCCCAUAGGAACACAGCAGGAUUCGUACAUACGGCACCGUACAGGUAUUACACGGAGUGUCUCAAGGUGUGCCUGCGUGCUGGUCCCCGGCCAGAGCGUGGCGUGGCGUGGCUGCAACCUUUAGAUGAUUUGUCAGACAAUAAGCGCAAUCACUGCAUCCCGGCAUGGUGUAUUUAAAUAAGUAUCACCCCGCGUGUAACAGUUUUGACCA